AUGGCGCUCGCCCGCUUCGUCGUCCUCCUCCUCCUUGGCGCCACAUUGCCUCUUCUCCUCUUCUCUCCAGCAGAGGCGGGGGCAGGAUAUUGGAUAUACGACGCCAACCCCGAGGUGCUCAGGUCGUUCGCCAACACCGGCAUCAAGAUGUCGGUGAUGCUGCCCAACGAGAACCUCGCCGACGCCGCGCGCGACCAGCGCUACGCGCUCGACUGGGCGCGGAACAAAGUCGCGGCGUACCUCCCCUCCACGCGGAUCCGCGCCGUCCAGGUGGGCAACGAGGUGUUCGCCUCCAGGCCGGACCUGACCUGGGCCCUCGUCCCGGCCAUGGCCAACGUGCAGAAGGCGCUGGCGGACCUGGGCCUCGCCGACGCCAUCAAGGUGUCCACGCCGGUGGCGUUCUCCGCGGUCGACGUGUCGUGGCCGCCUUCUGAUGGCAGGUUCCGGAACGACCUCGCGGAGCCGGUGAUGAGGCCCAUGCUCGACCUCCUGCAGCGGACGGGCUCCUACCUCCGUACUUCGCCUACGCCGCGCAAUCGGCCAACGCGAUCUCCCGCGACUACUUCUUGGGGAACCCCAACCAACCCCGGCGUCCGCGACCCCAAGACCGGCCUCAUGUACUACAGCCUCCUGGAUGCCCAGCUCGACGCCACGUAUUUCGCCAUGGAUAGGCUGGGGUUCACUAGUUUGAGAGCGUUCACUGGGGAGACCGGGUCGCCGUCCGGCGGACACCCCAAACACGGGCGGCUCGGGCACGUAUUGACGGCCAAGAAUGGCAACCCGCCGGCGGCGUCAAAAGAGAACGCGCAGGCGUACAACAACAACGUCAUCAAUCGCGUGCUGUCCGGCAGGACAGGCACCCCGCACCGCCCCGACGCCGACAUGGACGUGUACAUCUUUGCCCUCUUCAACGUGAACCAGAAGGGCACCGGGCCGGACGACAUCGAGCAACACUUCAGCCUGUUCUACCCGAACAUGCAGAAGGUGUACGAGUUCGACUUCCACGGCGUCUCGCCGGCGCCGGCGCCGCCGACGUCGAGCUGGUGCGUGGCGAACGCGGCCGUCGGGGACGCGCGGCUGCAGGCGGCGCUGGACUACGCGUGCAGCCACGGCGCGGACUGCGGCGCCAUCCAGCCCGGCGCGCCGUGCUUCGAGCCCAACACCAUGGUCGCGCACUUCUCCUACGCGUUCAACAGCUACUACCAGCGCAAUCACCGGGCCAGCGUUACGUGCGACUUCGCCGGCGCCGCUUCCGUCGUCUACCACGCACCAAAGUACGGGAACUGCGUGGUCCCAUCAAAGACUUGGAUCCAAGAAACAAUAACAGCGAAGUCGGAAGGCUAUGCUGCCAUCUGA
Miscanthus lutarioriparius is the source of this 1356-nucleotide messenger RNA. Lineage: Eukaryota; Viridiplantae; Streptophyta; Magnoliopsida; Poales; Poaceae. The record is from the annotation of a GenBank genome assembly.